AUGUUCAAGGCCCCCAAGCCCGAGGACCGGCAGAAGCUAAUCGAGCAGUACAAGCUGCUCAACCAGAACAACGCCAAGGACGGCAAACCUUACAUCCUGUCCCUCAGCGUCGGCGACGCUCAAGACGACCCGCGGUCCCAGGGCUUCACCCUCGUCUGCGAGACCGAGUUUGCCAGCCUCGACGACAUGAAGUAUUACGACGACGAGUGCCCCGCCCACCAGAAGCUCAAGGCCGCCGCAAAGGACAUGACCAUUGACGGCGUCAUGACCGUCUACUUUCGACCCAAGCUUACCUCUCGCCGUGACGGGUGA
Molecule: messenger RNA, 312 nt
Organism: Hirsutella rhossiliensis
Lineage: Eukaryota; Fungi; Ascomycota; Sordariomycetes; Hypocreales; Ophiocordycipitaceae
Product: stress responsive a/B barrel domain-containing protein
Exons: 2
Coding region: 1-312 (103 amino acids)
Source: RefSeq, a predicted model, not a curated record